CGCUGCGGGCCGGGUGCAGCGGCAAGAUGGCGGGGCGGUCCAUGCAAGCAGCGAGAUGUCCCACUGAUGAGCUGUCAUUAACCAACUGCGCUGUGGUGAACGAGAAGGACUUCCCAUCUGGGCAGCACGUUGUUGUGAAGACUUCUCCCAACCACAAGUACAUCUUCACGCUGAGAACCCACUCCUCGGUUGUUCCCGGCAGCAUCGCGUUCAGCUUGCCCCAGAGAAAAUGGGCUGGGCUUUCCAUCGGACAAGAAAUAGACGUUUCCUUAUACACUUUUGACAAGGCCAAGCAGUGCAUCGGCACAAUGACGAUUGAGAUAGACUUUCUGCAGAAGAAGAACAUUGACUCCAACCCCUACGACACGGACAAGAUGGCUGCGGAGUUCAUCCAGCAGUUCAACAGCCAGGCCUUCUCCGUGGGCCAGCAGCUUGUGUUCAGCUUUAAUGACAAGCUUUUUGGCCUGUUGGUGAAGGACAUGGAAGCGAUGGACCCCAGCAUCCUCAAAGGAGAGUCUGGAGCGAGCAAGAAGCAGAAGAUCGAGGUUGGUUUGGUUCUUGGAAACAGUCAGGUUGCCUUUGAAAAAGCAGAGAACUCCUCUCUCAAUCUGAUCGGUAAAUCCAAGACCAAGGAGAACCGCCAGUCCAUCAUCAACCCCGACUGGAACUUUGAGAAAAUGGGCAUCGGGGGCCUUGACAAAGAAUUCUCAGAUAUUUUCCGACGAGCUUUUGCUUCUCGAGUUUUCCCACCUGAAAUUGUGGAGCAGAUGGGCUGCAAGCACGUGAAGGGCAUCCUCCUGUAUGGGCCUCCGGGCUGCGGCAAAACGCUCAUGGCCAGGCAGAUUGGCAAGAUGCUGAAUGCCAGAGAGCCCAAGGUGGUCAACGGUCCCGAAAUCCUCAAUAAAUACGUGGGCGAGUCCGAGGCCAACAUCCGCAAGCUGUUUGCUGAUGCCGAAGAGGAGCAGAGGAGGGUAACGCAGACGUAG
Molecule: messenger RNA, 986 nt
Organism: Calidris pugnax (ruff)
Lineage: Eukaryota; Metazoa; Chordata; Aves; Charadriiformes; Scolopacidae
Product: vesicle-fusing ATPase
Exons: 9
Coding region: 27-986 (319 amino acids)
Biological process (GO): intra-Golgi vesicle-mediated transport; SNARE complex disassembly; Golgi to plasma membrane protein transport
Cellular component (GO): Golgi stack
Molecular function (GO): ATP hydrolysis activity; ATP binding
Source: RefSeq, a predicted model, not a curated record